CUUGAGGUGUGUCUAGGAUCUGUCCAGAACUAAUUGAAUUUUCACAUUUUAACCACCACUUUUUCCUCUUUCUUCACUUGUACAUAAAUUAACAACCACAAGCGGUAGUGAUCCACAGAUUGAAGACGCCGCAGCCAUCUAUUCAGUUAACGACCAUUUGAACCAUCUGAACUCUUUGACUUGUUUUAAUUGGUGAAUUUAAUGAACUCGGUGUAAAUUAAGUCACGUAGUACUGUAAUUGUUGUUGGAUUCAGUGUGUAUCUCAACGAUGUCUUCUACUGUUAAAUCUAUUAUGCAAGCAGUAGCCCCACCUGGAACUGAAUCGCGUUCGCGAACUAAGGUUACUGUUGUUGGUGUUGGAGCAGUUGGGAUGGCAGCAGCUUUUUCUUUGAUGAACGUAGCAGGAGAAAUUGCACUCAUCGAUGUGGUCGCAGAUAAAGUAAAAGGCGAGGUUUUAGAUCUUCAACAUGGUCAACAAUUUCUAAGAAGGUGCAAAGUCAGUGGUGGCACUGAUUACAAAUACUCUGAGAAUUCAGAUAUUGUUGUAAUCACUGCUGGUGCAAGACAAAAUGAAGGAGAAUCAAGGUUAAAUUUGGUUCAACGCAACGUAGAAAUAUACAAGUUUAUCAUCCCACAAGUUGUCAAGUAUAGUCCAGACUGUAUACUUAUUAUUGUUUCGAAUCCUGUUGAUGUCUUAACAUAUGUUGCUCAUAAGUUGAGUGGAUUUCCAGCUCACAGGGUGAUAGGAACUGGGACCAUGCUUGAUUCAGCUCGGUUUAGAUUUCUUUUGGGGAGAAAACUUGGGGUUUCUGCAAAUUCUGUUCAUGGAUAUGUAGUUGGAGAACAUGGUGAUUCCAGUGUACCUGUCUGGAGUAAUGUUAAUGUUGGUGGGUUCGCUUAGCCUCUUUGAAUCCAGCCGUCGGUACAGAAGGUGAUCCUGAAAAUUUUGGAGAGAUACACAAGCAAGUUGUCCAAAGUGCUUAUGAUAUUAUCCGUCUGAAAGGUUACACGUCAUGGGCUAUAGGACUCACCUGUCAGUCACUCUGCAACGCAAUUUUGAAUAAUCUUCAUAUGGUCUAUCCGCUUUCUGUUCCGGUCAAAGGUGUUCAUGGGAUAGCAGAAGACAUCUACCUGAGCUUGCCGUGUUUGGUGACUUCAGUGGGAAUAAGCCAUGUUAUUCUACAGGAACUCAGUGCUAAUGAGUUGGCUAAGCUCAAACAUAGUGCCUCCACUCUGAAUGAAGUAAUAAAGGGGAUUAAAUGGUAAGAUUAUUGACUAUCAUAUUUGCAACAAAGGGUGUCAGUAUGCUGAGUGAAAGUUGUCUAUUCGAAUAAACAGUCUAACUCAUUUUUAUUUCCGUUACAUGUCCCUUAGUAACUUAUUUCUGAAGCAUCAAAAAAGUAAUUAGUUUUGCUUACCUUUCAUUCCUAUUUGUUUUCGAAUUCUUGCUGUGAAAUCUAUAGUUGAGUGUAAUGUGUUUUGUUUCUUUGAAAACCGCAGUAGAUUCUAUAGUAAAGCUGUUAUUUUGACUUGUUUUUUUAAAUACGUUAUGAAUGUAGUAGUAUAUCAUAUACUGC
Heterobilharzia americana is the source of this 1577-nucleotide messenger RNA. Lineage: Eukaryota; Metazoa; Platyhelminthes; Trematoda; Strigeidida; Schistosomatidae. The record is from the annotation of a GenBank genome assembly.